AUGGAGUCGUAUAACCUCAAGACCGCGGCAACAUACAUCAACAACUUACUUUUGGCUCGCGGACUAUUGCGUGAUGGAAAAGGCAUUGAGUUCGCGCACCCGUCGCGAGCAGAGGGCGGCAAGGAGGCCACGAUGGCUCAGAUCAUCAAUCUUGUCCAUGAUCUGAUCCUGAAGCGUGAUCGUGACCAGGAGUAUCGAGAAUCUGUCGCAGAGACCGUUCGCAACCUACGUUCAGAACAGUCGCGACAGUUGAUAUCGCUCGAGAAGCUACAGACUCGCAAUGCAGACCUCACACGUCAAUUGUCUCUUGCGCAGUCGCAAGAGCAUGCCGCCCGCGCCGCUUUACGAACCGCCGAAUCGUCAGCACGCAAGCUGCGUGCAGAAAUGCUGCGCCUCAAGACAACCAUAGAUCAAGUCCGGACAAGUUGCGCAAAUGACGUGCGAAAGCGCGACGUUCAGAUACAGCGCCUGAAGAGCCACCUGACCACCCAGCAGCGUGGCAAUAAGACGGGCCUUGUAGGCGCAAGCAUUACAAUCAACCCCGGUGUCGCUGGGCUUGGUGGUUCAACAAGUGCUCUACGAAAUGAGGAGCCAGAUCUCGAAGAUCCGGGUUACAGCCUAAAGCAGGAGACCACGGAAUUUUUGACGCAGCUGAGCCAGAGCUUGAGCGACGAGAACGACAGCUUGAUUGCUCUUGUGAGAAGUACGCUUGUGACGUUAAGGGAGUUGCAGGGCAUGCCAGAGAUGAUUGCACAGGAAGAUGCAGAUGGGCUCUCGGUAGUUGGGGAAGAAGAUGAGGACGCACGACAGGGCAUGAUGCACGCAUUACCUACCAGCUACGAGGUCCUCGCCAGCGACACAGACGCAGUACUCGACAACCUCAAGAACCUGCUCACAAACCCCAACUUUGUAUCGGUAGAUGAGGUCGAGUCGCGAGAGGAAGAAAUCCACAGACUACGAGCUGGUUGGGAGAAGAUGGAGGCUCGAUUGCGCGAGUCGUUCAAGCUCAUGGACUCAUGGCGGAAGCGUAUGACCAAGGGCGACACCAUCAAUCUCGACGAGAUCACCAGAGGAUUGGACUAUGAUACCGACAUGGAGGCAGAUGGCGCAGACGAUAUCUCGAUCAUCGAAGAGGAAGAUGAGAACGAGUAUGAAGAGGAAGAAGAGGCCCCAGAGCAUAGCGACGAGGCUAUGGAAGAUGGUAGCUCUGUCUUCAACGAGGAGGUUGGGGAAGUUGAAGCGGAAGAAGAGCACCCCACACCAGAGGCAGAGCUUGCAGUAGGGCAGACAAAUGGUGAUCGUCUGUUCAGUGUCAAGCUGCAACCUGAACAACAAGCUCUCCAAGAAACGAACGGUCACAGGUCACCCAACAAAUCGCCUCGAAAAGUUGCUUUCUCAGCUUCUAUCCCUAACACGCCUUCCAAAUUGGAAGACGGGAACACAGAUACACCUGGACUCGAUCUGGCCGAUGCGAAAAAGUUCAGCCACCCAUCUUCUGCCGCAAAAGCGCCCUCAUCAGAAGAGCGACCAUCCCGACCGCUCAGCCAAGAUGAGCGCACACCACGCCAUGUACGUUGUGACAGCAUUUGCGACCAGAUUAUCAAGAUGGCCAGCAAAGUCACUUUUUCUUCAUCCCCAUCCUUAUAUUUCGACUUAUCGACAGCGACAUAUUCUAAUACCCAACAACAGACAAAGAAACGACAUUCAAGUCCACAUGCUCACCCCGAGGAGCGCUCCCCGAAGCUAAGCAUGUUCGACAAGCUUAAGGCAGUCCAGGCGGAAGCGGAAGUAGUCGCUGCCAGGAUCCAGUCUAGUCCUGUCAAGUCCUUCAGAUCGGCAAAUGGCGAAGACACAGCGGAAGAGAAGAAGCAACGACGUAUGAGUCGCUCGCCAACAAAACCUUCGCGCAUUGGAGGGCGCCCGAAAAGGAGAAAGAGCACGUUGACACCUGCGGAGCUGGAGAAUCUCUUGGGCUGCUAA
Messenger RNA from Macroventuria anomochaeta, 1980 nucleotides. RefSeq lists its product as uncharacterized. Lineage: Eukaryota; Fungi; Ascomycota; Dothideomycetes; Pleosporales; Didymellaceae. The transcript has 2 exons. Bases 1 to 1980 code for a protein of 659 amino acids. The record is from RefSeq and is a predicted model, not a curated record.